Anguilla rostrata (American eel) is the source of this 1613-nucleotide messenger RNA. It is a transcript of the gene ier2b, whose product is annotated as immediate early response 2b. The transcript has a single exon. NCBI's taxonomy places the organism in Eukaryota, Metazoa, Chordata, Actinopteri, Anguilliformes, Anguillidae. The record is from RefSeq and is a predicted model, not a curated record. The coding region runs from base 218 to 802 and encodes 194 amino acids.
CGUCAGACCUGUAAUAAAACACCGCCCGGUGCCUCUCCAGAAGUUUGUGUGUAACGUCGGCUUAGUGGUAAGGAACGAAAUUAACUGAAAAAACAGAAUAAGGAUAUAACCUUAUUUCACUUUGCCCGGCCCAGUUGAACGAAGAAAACAUAUCAAGUGACGACAGAUUUCCUUAAGAGUACCAAGUGCGAGGAACUGUGAACACGAGAACAGAGCAAUGGACGUAAACGCCGAGGCCAAGCGAAUCAUGACUCUCUCCCUGGGCAAGCUUUACAGCUCGCGCUCCCAGCGCGGUGGACUGAGGCUUCACCGAAGCCUUCUGCUCUCUCUGGUUAUGAGGACUGCUCGAGACAUGUACCUCACUGCCCGCCUGGUCAGCGAGAGCGAAGGAGGGCAGCUCGCCACCGUCCACAGUGUCCAGGAACAGCCAGCGACCGAGGAGCAAAUGGAUACAAGCAGCACUCAGGUCGAGACCUCCACGCCACAGUGCACCCGGUUAGCUGAAUCCAUGGAUAGCCAGCCGUCCGAGGUGCAAAGCGAGCCUGGAUAUCCAAGCUGCGCCAGGGGCAAGGAGGACAAGGAGAACCACAGCCCAGUGAGUACUGAUCGCCCCUCAAGAAAACGCCGCGGCAAGGAAGCAGCCGAGCCAGACUUCCUGCCCAGCAAGAAGGCGAGAAUGGAAACCGGAGGGGAAAGCCCGAUCAUUCGGGGCGCUGGACUCAGAAACUGUAAUGGGAACAGCUGUCGAGUGGGUGAUUCGUUCACCUCCGUACCACUGUCCCAGGUCGUUGCUGUAUUCUGAAUCGGCGGCGCUAAAGUGGUUAUUUAAUCCCAAUAUAAGGGAUUCAGGUCUGAGCACAGACGGGCCAGGAAUUGACCUACUUCGCGAAGAGGUGACGAAGGUUUAACGCCGACAGGCGGAUUAUCGACCUCUACACCCCUGGCAAAGAGCAAGCCUCUGGUCAUGUGUAACGGAGGCGGCGGAGGUGGUCGGUGCCAUUCAUGAAGUGGAGUGAAAGCUGGGGCACGAGUGGGUCAGGGCAGCCCUGACCGCCCGCGAGCCGAGUGCGCUGGCAGAUGAUGAAGAUGAGUCAGAUACAACUCGCAGCUGUUGGAGUGGCUUCAAAUACCAAUUGUUCGCUGACCGCCAGACUACAAGUGGGUCAUCACACAGCGGUCGCCUUUGCACAUGUUGUAGACAUUGAAACGUGGACUGGGACGCUUCAGCAAACCGAGUUAUCCACAAAUAACCGGGGCCGGCAAGACGACGAUUCGCAGCAGAGUUGCUGCUGAAACGAACUCUAGGCGUUGAACUUAAGUUUUAAAGGUGUCAAACGUUGUUUACUUGCGCGUUGUACCAAGUUACAGCGGUGCCGCUGUACGCUGUAUCGCGAGACCAACAGUUUUGAGAAUCUACAGGUUUCUAUAGCUACAAUGAAAACAAACCCGUAUGUAAGGGUUUUGUCAUGCUUUUAAAUCAUUCCUUUGUGUCUGGAGAUGUAACGUAUUUCUAUUGUGUGUGCACAAACGAAAACUGAUGGAUGCAUUUUUGUAUUUCAUUUAUUAGGCUCAUGAAUUGAAUUUGAAUGUACAAAUAAACAUUUCAUAAAUGA